ACUUUGCAAUUUCAUAAAUAUUCUUUUACAACGAAAAUACAAAUUCUGAGUGUGUGGGAGAAUAUAUUUAUUUACCCUUUCAAUAUCAUAUGCAUGUAGUUUUCUGUAAGAAUGCGGAAUGAGGAGAGCUGUAUUUGAGACGCCAUGUCAAUUGUAAAUGGACGAGCAUGUCAUGUCUGUAUAUAUGACCCAUAGGAACAGUGAUCGUAAAAAUAAUUCGAAUCAACACGAAAAUAUCAAUAUAAAAGAAGGGUUUGAUCACACGGAAAGUGAUGCGACGCAUCCAAUUUUACGCGUUGAUUACAGCCUACAAGGUCAGCUGGUUCAGUGCUUGACGUGUUGUGAAAAAUUUGAGUACAAUACCUUUAGUGACAUUUGUUCACAUUACACGUAUUACCAUAGUCAGAAUCAAGGCGGUUGUGCCAAGUGUUUAUACUGCUUACGCGACGUCCAUUAUUAUUUACGGGCGGGGAAGGUGCAUCCAGAAGCCUUUCACUAUUGUUCGCCCCGGAAGCAAAAUUAAAUUGCACUAAGUCGCUAGUAUGGCUAA
Molecule: messenger RNA, 550 nt
Organism: Drosophila guanche
Lineage: Eukaryota; Metazoa; Arthropoda; Insecta; Diptera; Drosophilidae
Exons: 1
Coding region: 158-523 (121 amino acids)
Source: RefSeq, a predicted model, not a curated record